Molecule: messenger RNA, 1971 nt
Organism: Asterias rubens (European starfish)
Lineage: Eukaryota; Metazoa; Echinodermata; Asteroidea; Forcipulatida; Asteriidae
Product: protein Skeletor, isoforms B/C-like
Exons: 15
Coding region: 1-1971 (656 amino acids)
Source: RefSeq, a predicted model, not a curated record
AUGGACUCGCAAUCUUGGAGCGUCAAAAUCCUACUAUUGUCAGGGAUUUUCUGCACAGCCGGUGCCAGUUACGGCAAAGUGAUCGGCCAGUUUAAGUUAACUUCGCACGGUGUAUCGGGAACAGUUUACGCGGCAAAUAACGUGACAAUCGUUAUCAGCAAUUUCACCUUCGACGGGUCAUCUAAUGUAGUAAUCCUGAUUGGAAAGACACAGGUACCCGCAUCGGAUGGCACCGAAGUUCCUAUUGUUCGAUUAGGGCGUGCCAUGCCUGGGUUGGGAGACUACGAUAACGACUUGCUUGUGUUGACUGUUCCCGGCUAUGAACCUAUCUCAGCAUACAGGUAUAUCGCCGUGUGGAAUCGACAAGAUCAAGGGGAAAGCUUUGGAGUUGUGUCCAUUCCAGAAAGUUUCGUCCCUCCGGCGCCGUAUUCCUUGGGCGUCUUAACGGGCACAGCGCACGACUUUUACUCAUCCAAUGUCAUCAUCUUAGACGCCAAGACGGUCAGGUUUGUUGGUCUUUCAUACGAUGGCCAAGGUCCGGCGACUUUCUUCUGGGCGGGAAAUACCACAGUCCCUGAUGAGAACGGAACGAGAUUGAUUUGGAAAGACACAGCGAGCCAGCAGGUUGAACGUUCCUUCCAGCUGGAGCUUAUUGACGUCACUCUCCCAGUCGGUAUGACAGUCACAAACAUUACACACAUCAGUAUGUGGUGCGAGAAAGCCGUCAUGAGCUUCGGUCACAUCUUGAUUCCCGAAGACAUCGCCUCCAAGAAUGUCCCACCAGCUACUGAAAUGAUUAGGGUUUACGAUAAUUGUGAAGUUCUCUCAAUGGACGAGAUGCAAGUUCGCUGGUCGGUCAAGGGGGGUGUCAUCGACGUGGAACUCGGCGGCAAGAUUGCCCCGGGUAACUUCAUGGGGUUCGGAUUGAGUGGUAGCUCCUCUUCGUCACGACUGACUAACUCUGACGUCACCGUGACGUGGAUGGAGAGCCGGACACGGCCGAUGGUGGUUGACUGUUACUAUCAACAGAGUCAGCUACAGUGUUCCGAGGGUUUUGGUGUGUGCCCGGACACCAUGGUCAAACCGACCUCGGGUACCGACGAUAGCAUCUUGAUCGCCCACUCCACUGUGGGUGGCGUCACCAGAAUCUCGUACUCCCGCUAUCUAAGCACUGGUGAUUCAAUUGAUGCUGUGAUUCCGACCAACACGGCUGUGUUCAUCGUCUGGGUUAUAGGCCCGGUGCGGGAUGGGACUGUCCUGUUCAACAGAGAUCAAGCCAAAAUGUCGUCCUCAAUGCAAAUCAAUUUUGGACGUCCAGCCCGCGAUGCUUGUCCAGCUUUUCUCCUUCCAACGGAUAACAGUGCAAACGUGCAACCAGCCUGGUCAACAUUAACGGUCAGCGGGACGCAGCAGCUACGGGUCGAUAUCGGGCCGUCUGGAGGCUCCAGAGGGUAUCUAGGAAUCACCGGUCAACCUGCUUGGAAAGACUCUUUUUACGUCGAUGGGCUCCUGGUACCCGUCAUCAAGAUGAAGCGAAACACGAAGUACAUCAUUAAUGUGUUCACUGGUAAUGACCCAACCGACCCAAUCAACUAUAAUCCCCUGUACCUAACCAGCAGCCCAACGGGCGGGUUCGAUCAACUGUCACACGAUGAGAGAAAGAAUGAAGUUAUUUACGCCGAUAAACAAGCUGGACCACUAUGUCAAUACAUUGAUUAUGAUGGCAGUGUUGCGUAUAACUUCAAUAGCUUCGAGGAGUAUAAGACGCACCUGAGGCAUACAUGUUCUGACUCGGUGAUCGGUGGGCGAUUGGUGUGGACUCCGGACAGUUCCACACCAGACACUGUUUACUAUCAGUCCUAUACACAUUUUGGACUGGGGUUCAAGAUAGAGCUGAGUUCAUCUGCCACUGAUUUAACCAUGUCUGUUAACAUGGUUGCCGUUGUAUUCGUCGCCAUGUUGGAUUAUUAA